AUGGGGAGCAACGUCUCCGUGUUGCUGCACGCCGACACGCCGGUGCCGAACAGCGUCAUAAUGACCCAGCAAAAGGUGCGUGCGAGCCCAAACGUUGGUAGCGGCGGUGAUGUGGUGGUGCGGUGCCCGAAGAUACGCGUCACGGCGGCCGAGAAAGUGAAGCACUGUUUACGCAGCAGCGGCUCAGCCUGCGCGGCGAAGCGGGCAUCGCCACUCUCCGCGGAGGAGUCGCCCAUCUUGGUCGUGGCGGACUGUGCGGCCCCCGGUGCCUUCACCACGUCGAGAACGUACGUGCCGGUGCUGAACGCCAUCCUCGACGACAUGGAGGCGCGCAGAACAGCUCGCGCGGCAGCGGCCGACGCUCAGAACAGCGGCAAGGCUGUGUGCCCCAUCGGCAUCGAAUUCGACCCGACGCUGUACCUUGGGGACCGGCUGAACCGAAGCGAGGCACGCGCUGCAUGCACUGAGUACUGCAAGCUCUUCUUCACGCAUCUUAUCGACGCGCUAGAGAACGUCGGAAAGGAAGUGUCGGUGAUAGCGGGCGGGGUGGUGGCGCCACCGCGGCUCUCUAUCCUAUACCUAGACGUGCGCUCGUGUGGACUCGACGACACGACAGGGCCGUGGCUCGCGUCUUCGCUGAUUAUGCGCGCCGUCCGUCGCACGCGCCCCUACGCGCUUGUGUCCGCCCGCGCCAACGCGGCGGGCAGCAGCGAAGACGGCUUCCUGUCGUACUUCUCGCCAGACGUCAAGGCGGAUAUGGUGUGGGCAUCACUGCAGCACGUUCUGAUGGCGCACAACAACAUGUCCCUCCAGGGCGUCGAGGCAGUGCUGGAGAACCUGCUGGCAGAUGACGCCACGCACGAUGUGCUGCUGCAGCAGCAGGGUGUCGAUGCGAAGGCACUAAAGUCAAGGGAGGUAAUCCGAGCCCUUACCCAGGACCGCCUGUUCCCUCGCCAGGACUCGCAGCUACUGCCCCACCUGUACCUGGUCGACGUACGCUACAAUCAGUACAGCGAUGCUGAGUUGCAGAGGUUGCAGGGCAGGACACCAGACGCCGACAACCACCGCUACGCUGCCUACUCCUACGCGCGGCCGCCCGUGUCGCAGGCGCAGCACAGCAGCCACAGCGGCGCGCAAGCGCAUAUGAAGCUCUCCAACGAUGCCGCCAUUCGCGAGGUCUGGGACGGCCACAAAGGUGCGGCUCCAGACGCCAUCUCCGCAUCAAACCCUUCCAGCUCCGCCACAUCGUCAUCGGUUCUCUCCGCAGCGAUGUCACAGCUGAGCGUGACCACCACUUCCACGGAAGCGGAUCCCCUGUGGGCGAAGAAGGCGUCUGCAGCGACGCCUCCGCCGCCCAGCACGGAUGCACAAGAGCGCCGAGAGGUUGCCGCACCGGUGCACACACCACUUCCAACGCCGUCGCCGCCCCUCACGCCACGCGGUGAGUUGCGCAUGGCGCAGCCGGUGCACCAGCCAUCGGGCAUCCAGGUCCGCUCCCAUCAAGCCUCACCCGCUAGCAGCCAACAGGCUUACCUCACCAAGAUGGUCGCCGCCGCGACCUCCCCGACCUUGGCGACGCAGCAGCAGACCGCGAUGCCCACGUCGCCGCGUGUGUUGAGCGCUCGCCACCCUACACACUCUCCGUAUCGCGUUGACGUUGUGGAACCACCGCAGGUCUACAAGGUGCUGGCGACACAGCCGCCCAACAGCGCUAGAGAGGCACCGGCAGCAGCGACAUCCUCGCAUCCGACAGCGCGACGCCAGAGCGUGCCAACCGCCCCAUCACAGGGGUCGUCCACUGUCGCGCGUGCAUGCUGUCUGUCAGAGCUGGAACGUGAGGAGGGCAAGUUGGCCGACGCGGAGGUGGAGGUGCAAAGCUUGCUGCUGCACCAGCACCGCCACCUCCACCCCCACUCGCAGCACCACUCGUGGCAGCGCAGCAACGGCGGCGGCCACAACCCCAGCAGCAGUGGCGCAGACGACGAGCCGUGGCUAGACGAGGUCUACACGCAGAGUCACGGCCGUGGCACCUCGCCGGAGGUCGGCGCCGGUAGUCGGCGGAGGUUCUACAGCAUCCCGGCUCUCGCCCCGCCGGGGCCGCCCUUUGCCUCCUCCGCCGCACGGGUUACUCCUACCAUGUGGGAAGCCGCCUCGCGCAAGCGACACGAAAGCCCAGCCCAGGUGGCCUCGCGGCAGGCGUCCCCGACAUCGUCGCGUCGACGGCGCCGUACCAUCUAUGACGGCGUCCAGCCACGCGUCAACUCACAGCGUCAUGUGGGCAACGAGCGGCUGGCAAGGGCGGAGUACGAGGCCGCGACGGCCGCCGAGGCACGGGCGAGGGAAUGGUUGCGCGAGCAUGCGGAGCAGCGUGGAACGGCGGGGCUGCGCAGCGGGCGCGGCGACCCCGUCUCCGCGCGGCAGCACCCAGCAUGCGAUCCGAGCCCGUCUCAGCGUGUGGAGUGCGGGAGGAAGUGGGGGCGUCAUUCACCCCUCACAGAGCUGUCGUCUCAUUCCCCGGCGCCGCAGCGGCCAGCAGCAGCCUCAUCGCUGACGCCAACAAAGGCCAACGGCGCAUGGGCAAGCACACACAGGAGGCGCGUCCAUCAAAACCAUCAUGCAGGAGCGGCGGCAAUGCCUGGCACUGAGCAAGAUUCGCCAGCGUGGCGGUCUCAUCACCCAUCCACGACGGCGUCGGCGAUCACCCCCGCCAAACGCCACCUGUCGACAGCGGAGCCGCCGCACAUCGUGCCGCGUGGGACCGUAACCAGUCGGCUGCGCAAGGUGACGAGUCACCGCCAACGCCACUUUUCCGAAAUGGAAGAGCGAGAGGACACCUACUGCGCCAGAAACUGGCAGCCGCGAACAACUUUUCGGACAGCUAGUGUCACGGCUGCGAUGCGCGCGCCGCGGGCCCAUCCUCUCGAGAUGGCAGCGGUGCUGCAAGAGCAGAAGCAGCGCACGUCGACCGAACCCCACUGCGACAGUGACAGCAGCGUGUACAGCGCAGCGAUGAUGAUGGAAACUUCGCCGCUGCGGAGCGGUGACAGGGUACCUCGACGGGAGUGGAGCUCGCCUGUGCAGCGCACCAGUCGCGGCAGGAGCGUAGUCCCGAUGUCAGUGCCAUCGCAGCAAUCGCGGUGCUCCGCCACAGCUACGUCGACACCCAAGUGCAACGAGAACGGCGCUGAGCUGGUGCACGUGAAGCUGCGCACGCGCGCACGGGCAGCAUACUGA
This is a messenger RNA of Leishmania major strain Friedlin, 3234 nucleotides long. RefSeq lists its product as hypothetical. NCBI's taxonomy places the organism in Eukaryota, Euglenozoa, Kinetoplastea, Trypanosomatida, Trypanosomatidae. Bases 1 to 3234 code for a protein of 1077 amino acids. The record is from RefSeq and is a predicted model, not a curated record. The transcript has a single exon.